AUGUCGGUGGUGAUCUGCGAGCAGGAGAUCCAAGAAAUUCCCAAGCCAAGAUCCUACCAGAGAGGAGUCAUGGACGGAGGUCACGUCCUGAUAGUUGACUGGUCCCUGCACACCAGCAUCACGUGGCGCUGCCUGGCAGCUCCCGGCAGUGCGUGGCGGGUGGCGGUUCCUGUGGUGUCGGCGCUCUCCCGGCCCCGCUGUGCUGACUGGGACCCCGGUUCUGCCUGGAGCCCGAGGGACUCUGUGUGGGUCACCACCGCCCCGAGUCUGCUCUGUGGGGCUGGGGCAGAAGUGCAAGGGCAGAAGGCUCGGCCCCCACAGAGGGAAGUGCCGGUCGUGAGGGGCACCCGCAGGUCUGCCAGCCCUAGUGUGCUCCAGGGAAGACCAGGACCCGGGUCAGGCUGUCUCGGCAGCAUCAGGCUGGCAGUCAUCCCAGGCGAUCUCUUCUUCCUGCUGCAGGUCAUCCCAGGCGAUCUCUUCGCCGUGGUGCACCCUGUAACUUGUCCCUUUGUCCACACCAAGAGGGGCUGCAGACAUGAGCGCCAGAGAGGGAGGAAUCUCAGCAAUGCUCUAGAAACCCUCAGGGCGUGUGAAGAGCGGCAGCAACGGCUGUUCCUCGGUCCCCGUAGGCAGCUACAGAUUUUGUUGGUUGAGACGAGCUUCAUUCGGUUCCCAAAUUCUGAAUGCUCUGUGACUGAACAGGACUUGGAGUUGUCCUACAAACAUCUGCAGCGCUGUGUCGUGAGGGUGGAGGAACAGACGCUGGAUGUCCGCCAGAUCCGUGUUUUGUCUCAGCUCUGCCAUGGAUGAGCCCUGCGACCUUUGGAAGAUCUUUUGUGCCUCUAAACCUGUUUUCUCAUCCUCAAAAGGAGGCACCAACCCUGCCUGCCCCGCAGGUAGUGGACAGGCAGACCACCACGAGAGGAGCUUUGUGCACCGGGAAGCCAGGAGGGUAGGGCGUGGCCCUCUCCGUCCUGGGCUCUUGGUAAUUCUGGUCUUUCACAUAGGACAUGCUCAAUAGGCACUUUCCACAUCACGUUUUGGUUGAUCCAAUUUUAGAAAUGUUCCUUUAAUAGCCACAGGUCAGGAAAGGAAGUAGCUGAGCCUAGACUAAAAUUCAUGUGUUGGCCGCCCUCUUCCCCACCCACAAAGGAAUGUCUUGGUUCACAGAAUUUGACUGAGCAGCCUGGUUUAAAUAAACACCAGAGCAGCUAGAAAUCUUCCUGGGGACUGAGAAGUUCCCUGUGUUUUGCUGUAGCUGGCUGUUCACCAAAGCAUCCAAAGAAGAGACCACAGGUAAACAUGAAGGUGCCAGGAACUCUCUGGUGCACGGAUCCCCAAAACCAACUCCAUAAACACGGUACUCUCAGUAUCCACGAGGAGGGUCAAACUGCCAAGGUCUCUUCAAGUGGAUCAUCUGAGCCUCCUUCCGAACCAAGCUCCACUUUAUGGUAUUCUUCCAAAAGUAAGAGUGGUCACUUAAAUACCUUAUAAAACUUUGUAACUUAUAUAACCUGCUAAAAAUAGCAGCAAUUGUAAUACUUGAAUCUGGGACAUUCAGGGUCUUAGAGGAACCUGCAAGAUUUGAGGGGAGAAUAUUAAGUGUGAUGGUAGACGGGACUGUGUCCUGGUUGUUUUCUGCCAGCUGUCAUAUAUCUAUGUAUGUCUACUUCUGUAUGUGAGAGAGAAAUCUCAGAUCCAUGAAGUUGGCCCAACUUAUUCAAGGUUUCUCUUUCCAGUGUGUUAGUUACUGGGAGUCAACCAUGGCCCAAAACUAUUAUGUGGAAAAUUACAGGAAUAAAAAACAUUGUGAGU
Molecule: messenger RNA, 1815 nt
Organism: Sciurus carolinensis (gray squirrel)
Lineage: Eukaryota; Metazoa; Chordata; Mammalia; Rodentia; Sciuridae
Exons: 5
Coding region: 1-810 (269 amino acids)
Source: RefSeq, a predicted model, not a curated record